AUGAGAGCCGGACUAAGCACCAUCCAGCAAACCCUAACGCCGGAGGCGGCCAGCGUUCUCAAUCACUCAAUCGCGGAGGCCGGCCGCCGGAACCACGGCCAGACCACGCCGCUCCACGUGGCGGCGACGCUGCUGGCCUCCCCCUCGGGGUUUCUCCGUCAGGCCUGCAUAAAAUCGCACCCCAAUUCGUCUCACCCCCUUCAGUGCAGAGCGCUGGAGCUAUGUUUCAGCGUGGCUCUGGAGCGAUUGCCUACUUCGCAGAACACCAGUUCCUCCAUGGAGCCGCCAAUCUCCAAUGCCUUGAUGGCGGCCCUCAAGAGGGCCCAGGCUCACCAGCGCCGCGGCUACCCGGAGCAGCAGCAACAGCCUCUCCUCGCCGUCAAAGUAGAGCUCGAGCAGUUAAUCAUAUCCAUUCUCGACGACCCCAGCGUGAGCAGGGUCAUGAGAGAAGCCAGUUUCUCCAGCCCCGCCGUUAAAGCCACCAUCGAACAGUCCCUUAACGCCGUCCCCUCCACCGUCAAUUCCGGAUUGGGAUUCCGGCCUAGCGCGGUGGCUCCGGCGAAUUCUGCCACCGGGCGGAAUUUGUAUCUGAACCCGCGUCUUCAGCAGCAGCAGCAGCAGCAGGGUAGUGCUGCGCAGCACAGGGGCGAUGAAGCAAAACGAAUUGUGGAUAUAUUGCUGAGGUCAAAGAAGAGGAACCCGAUCUUGGUGGGGGAAUCGGAGCCCGAGGCUACGAUCAAGGAGGUGAUAAAGAAGAUUGAGAACAAGGAAUUGGGAGAUGGGGCUUUCGCGAAUGCUCACGUGAUUCAUUUAGAAAAGGAGCUUCCUUCUGAUAAGGCGCAGAUACCUGCCAGAUUGAAGGAGUUGGGGGAUUUGAUUGAAACGAGGAUUGGGAAUUAUGGGUGUGGAGGGGUUUUCGUUGACUUGGGUGACUUGAAGUGGCUGGUGGAGCAACCUGUUGGGUUUGCCGUUGGUGGUGGUUUGGGUAAUAUGCAGCAACUCACGCUCGCGGAGGCCGGCCGGCCGGCGGUGGCGGAGAUGGGGAGGUUGGUGAGCAAGUUCGGUGAAGGUGGCGCUGGUAGGCUUUGGCUCUUAGGUACUGCUACUUGUGAGACUUACUUGAGGUGUCAGGUUUAUCAUCCUAACAUGGAAAAUGAUUGGGAUCUUCAGGCAGUGCCAAUUACCACCAGAGCCCCUCUCCCUGGGAUCUUUCCCAGGCUUGGGACCAAUGGUAUUCUUGGAACUUCGAUCGAGUCUUUGUCCCCGUUGAAGACCUUGCCUACUACAGCAAUCACUCCACUGAGGCGUGCCUCUGAGAACAUAGAUCCUGCGGCUGUAUCAAUUUGUUGCCCGCAAUGUAUGCAGGACUGCGAGCAAGAAGUGGCAGAAAUGUUGAAAGAAACUGAGAAAUCAGAUACUGAACUCAAAUCAGAGGCAGCUAAACCGUCCCUUCCUCAGUGGUUACAGAAUGCUAAAACUAAUAAUGAUAACGGCAAAGUAAUGGAUCAGGCUCAGAGCAAUGGUCAAGAAGUGAAUGUGAAGAAGAGGACUCAAGAAAUACAAAAGAAAUGGCGUGAUGCCUGCUCGAGUUUACAUCCUAAAUUUCAUCAGCUAAAUGUGAGCACAGAGAGACUUGUUCCAGCUCCUUUGUCAAUGACUGGCCUAUACAAUAUGAACUUGCUGGCACGCCAAUUCCAACCCAAAUUACCUUUGAAUAAAAAUUUGGGAACCUCGUUGCAAUUGAGUUCAAAUCCAAUGCCAAUCCACACACCAGAGCGUGCAGUGAGUCCCCAGAAAAGUCCGGUAAGGACCGACCUGGUCCUUGGACAAACAAAGCCAGCUGAUGCCACUCCAGAAGAAACACAGAAAGAAGGCAUCAAUGAUUUCUUGAGCUGCCUCUCUUCUGAGUCACAAGACAAGUUCGAUGAAUUACAGAGCAAAAAGCUUCUUGAUGCGGACUCUUUCAAGAAGCUCCUGAAAGGCCUGACAGAAAAGGUCUGGUGGCAGCAGGAUGCAGCAUCAGCAGUGGCCACUACAGUGACCCAGUGCAAAUUGGGCAAUGGAAAAAGGCGCUCCAAAGGUGACACGUGGUUACUGUUCGUGGGUCCUGACAGAAUUGGCAAGAAGAAAAUGGCAGCAGCUCUUUCUGAGCUGGUAUCUGGGUCCAACCCAAUAAUAAUACCUCUGGCUCAACGCCGUGGGGAUGGAGGAGACUCUGAUGCCCCUCAUGUCCGUGGAAAAACAGCACUCGAUCGAAUAGCGGAGGCCAUCAGAAGGAACCCACUUUCUGUAAUCGUGCUUGAGGAUAUUGAUGAAGCCAACAUCCUUCUUCGCGGGAGCAUAAGAAGAGCCGUGGAACAAGGCCGGUUCCCGGAUUCUCACGGCCGUGAAUUCAGUCUCGGGAAUGUCAUGUUCAUCCUCACAGCAAAUGGGUUGCCAGAGGACCUCAGAUACCUCUCCAAUGGGUCUCCAUUGGACGAAGAGAAGCUUGAAAAUUUAGCGAAGGGAGGGUGGCAACUACGCAUAUCAGUCGGUAAGAGAGCAUCAAAACGAAGACCCAGUUGGCUAUCCGAUGAAGACAGGUCAUUGAAGCCCCGGAAAGAGGUGAAUACAGGUCUAUCGUUUGAUCUUAAUGAAGCUGCUGAUGCUGCAGAGGACGACAGGGGAGACGGGUCACUUAAUUCAAGUGACUUCACAGUGGAACAUGAAGACAACAAUCACGAUGGAGGAAGGUCGCUCUCAACAGUACCACGCGAGCUUGUGGAUUCUGUGGACGACGCCAUUGUCUUUAAGCCCUUGAACUUUGAUCUCAUUCGCAGGAAUUUUUCCGUAUCUAUCACGAAAAGGUUCUCCGCAGUUGUCGGGAAUGGGCUGUCCAUUGAAGUGCAAGAAGAUGCUCUUGACAAGAUCACCAGCGGAGUGUGGUUAGGCCAAACUACCAUUGAUGAAUGGAUGGAAAAAGUGUUGGUUCCAAGUUUCCACCAACUGAAAAAGAACUUGAAUUCAAGUACGCAUGACCGUGAGUCUUCUUCUAUGCUGUUUAGGCUUGAAGAUGAUGGCUACUCCGAUCGCCGAGGCUCCCAAGAGUGGCUACCUGCUACUGUGAGAGUGGUGGCGGAAUAG
This is a messenger RNA of Sphenostylis stenocarpa, 3123 nucleotides long. The record is from the annotation of a GenBank genome assembly. NCBI's taxonomy places the organism in Eukaryota, Viridiplantae, Streptophyta, Magnoliopsida, Fabales, Fabaceae.